UUAGUUAGUUCUUCAAUAAUGGUUAAGGUCUAUCGUCCAGUUUUAGUGCAGUUAGCACUGAUCGUGUUCUUUGUGGGGCAGACGUUCGGAUUCAUGAGAGAACUACAGAAUGAAUACCCCUCCGACAAUUUUAUCAUAUCGCCAUUUCUGUUAGCCGAAGGAUUAUCACUUUUAUAUUUGGGUGCCCAAGGCGAGAGCGCCAACGAACUUAAAAGUGUCAUACCCAAAUUUCUCGCAAAUAAAGAGACGGAUAUAGAUGCGUAUUUGUCCGAGGAUCGAGGCAUAUUGAAGUCAUCUGAGGAUGAAACAUUGCAAUUCGGUAAUCGGCUUUUUGUGACAAAUGAAAUGGACAUUUUAUCUGACUAUGAAAAAAAGAUAAAGAAAACUUUCAAAACUUGUGUUAAUCGAGUUGACUUUAGCAACCCCAAAAAUGUUAACGUGAUCAAUCGCUGGGUAGCCCAACAAACUGAAAACAAAAUCACUAAACUAAUUGAGAAACUUAACGGAGAUGAGAAACUGAUACUUGCUAGCGCGAUUCACUUUAAUGGAUUAUGGCAAUUUCCAUUCGAUGAGACUCUUACGGAGAAGGUACCCUUCUAUGUACCAAAGGACGGAAAAACCACAAAAACUGUGAAGGUUGACAUGAUGAACAGAGUUAGUUUCUUUUUGCGAAAAUUCGUUAAGGAACUAGAUGCUGAUGCCAUUUCAUUGCCAUAUGCCAACUCAAAUAUUACGAUGGUUGUUCUUCUGCCCAGAACUAUGGAUGGCAUAGGCAAACUUCUCGAUCACCUCUCGGAAGUGAAUAUCAACGAUAUAUUACGGGAGAGCGAACUUAACCGAUUACACCUGCAUUUACCAAAAUUCCAAUUCGAAUUUACCAUCACUCUAAAUGAUAUGCUGAAAAGCAUCGGCUUGAACGAAAUAUUUACAGAAGCUAAUUUAAAAUUAAUGACUGACUAUGAAAGUAAAUUAAAAGUUGCUGAAAUAGUUCAAAAGAGUGUUAUAACGGUUGAUGAAAAGGGUACUACACCAGCAGCUGGCAAAGAAUCGGAUAAAAGGGGGCGACUGGAGCACCUGGAAGUCAAUCAUCCAUUUGUGUUUUAUAUAAUUGACGAAGAGAGAAUUUACUUUGUAGGACAAGUUCGCAAUCCUCUGCUUAAAUGAAAGAAACGAAAAUAACUUGUCUCAUUUCUCUUCUUCAUAAAUUGUAUAUAUCAAUAAAAAUGCAAAUUUAUUGACGAAUGAUUUAUAUAAAGCUAA
This is a messenger RNA of Drosophila novamexicana, 1260 nucleotides long. RefSeq names its product serine protease inhibitor 42Dd-like. Gene Ontology annotation, molecular function: serine-type endopeptidase inhibitor activity. Bases 19 to 1164 code for a protein of 381 amino acids. The transcript has 2 exons. The record is from RefSeq and is a predicted model, not a curated record. Lineage: Eukaryota; Metazoa; Arthropoda; Insecta; Diptera; Drosophilidae.